Molecule: messenger RNA, 2832 nt
Organism: Ictalurus furcatus (blue catfish)
Lineage: Eukaryota; Metazoa; Chordata; Actinopteri; Siluriformes; Ictaluridae
Gene: hrh1
Product: histamine receptor H1
Exons: 1
Coding region: 338-1933 (531 amino acids)
Biological process (GO): regulation of vascular permeability; positive regulation of vasoconstriction; adenylate cyclase-activating adrenergic receptor signaling pathway
Cellular component (GO): membrane
Molecular function (GO): histamine receptor activity
Source: RefSeq, a predicted model, not a curated record
AGAAAAGCCAUGUCACCUUUCACCAUGCUACCUGCCACACUACCCGCUGUGUCACCCAGAGUCAAUUAAUAACCUUUAGCCAGAAAGCUAAUUAGCCAGGUCUGGAUUUUUUCACGAGUUAAGAGCAAGAACCAUAUGGUAAUGGACACAGAUUUGGAACCCUCAUGUACCUGUUAUUAUAAAUAAAUGUGACCAACAUGAGUGUUGCAGUAUUAUUCCUACUAACGUAUUAUGCUUUGUUUUGUUCUUUAGGAAUUCACUUAUGGACAUGAAUUAUCAAUGUGUGGAUACCAUUAUCCAGACCUUCGACAUCAGGUGACAAUACUAGAAUACUCCAAUGGAGACUAAGACAAACGGUCAAGUCAAUAAAAUCCUGCAAGACCAUGCCAGCUUAAAUUUGACAGCAUACUUAAAUGCAUCUCUUUCCCUCCACCAUCAUGUGAACAAUGCAGUGCUGGGGAUCAUUCUGGGCAUGUUGUGUCUCCUGACAAUCAUCAUGAACAUUCUGGUUCUUGUCGCUGUGAGGAAAGAACGUACUUUACAUACCGUGGGGAACCUUUACAUCGUCAGCCUCUCUUUAGCAGACCUAAUAGUUGGGGCGACUGUAAUGCCACUAAAUCUUGUGUAUCUACUUGAGGAUGAAUGGAAACUUGGUCGCGUGGUGUGUCAGUUUUGGUUGGUAAUGGAUUAUGUAGCUAGCACGGCCUCCAUUUUCAAUUUGUUUAUCCUUUGCUUGGACAGAUACCAGUCUGUUAGGCACCCACUGAGGUAUCUGAAAUAUCGAACACGAGGAAGAGCGACACUGAUGAUUUGUUUUGCUUGGCUUCUCUCCAUGAUGUGGAUUAUUCCCAUUCUGGGAUGGAGGAUGUUUGCUAAUGUUGACCGAAAACCUGAGCUAGAAAGCAAGUGCGACACGGACUUUCGCUUCGUCACAUGGUUUAAAGUGCUGACUGCCAUUCUCAACUUUUACAUCCCGUCAUUCCUGAUGCUAUGGUUCUAUUCGCAAAUUUUCAUAGCUGUGCGAGAACAUUACAAGCAGUGGGAGAGCGUCACUAUUGCUAAGGUGGUGGCAGAUGAAGACAUUAAUGUGCAAAGCUUAAGAAAUCAGAGAACUUUCUGUAAAAUGGCAGAGGAAGAUAAUCUGGCCUUGCAGACUUACUCUCAAAAGGAAGACAUGUUGGAUCAGUAUACUUUGGAGCAGCCAUACAACUCAAGGGACACCAAUGAGGAGAACGGCGAAUCCGGACGUGAUAAAAAUCCCCAAAACAGGAAGACCUCAUUUUUUAAGAUUACGAAACCUAAGAGGAAAACUGUGAGGGACCCUCAUGAGGUUUCCUCAGUAAACCAGGAGGUAAAUUCUGAAACACCUUCAAAGGAUCCAUCUUUACCUCUGGGCUUUUUGCAACAUGAAGAGAAUGCAGAUCUCAAGAUGUUUGUAUCUGUUACCGAUUGUAAUGUAUUAGUGCCGAAUUCGGUUGCUAAUAUUUGUGAGAUAAAACCCAACACUGAUGUUCACAAACACAUCACCAUUCUCUGUAACGAUGAUGCUAAUACACAGUCACCUGUAUCGCAAGGGUCGUGGAUGCACAACGAUGGUCCGAUGAUAGAUGGUAGCAACACUAUGACUUUGAGGCAAACGUGGCAGAAAUUCUGCGAACAGUCCAGGCAGUGUGUCCAGAACAUGCGCAUUCAUAAGGAACGGAAAGCGGUGAGGCAGUUGGGCUUCAUCAUUGGAGCUUUCAUGGUGUGCUGGAUCCCAUAUUUUAUCACCUUCAUGGUCAUGGCGCUGUGCAACACAUGCGUCCAUCAUGACCUCCACAUGUUCACUAUAUGGUUGGGUUACAUCAACUCCACUCUGAACCCAUUUAUUUAUCCACUUUGUAAUGAGAAUUUCAAAAGAGUAUUUAAGAAGUUCUUUCGUAUCAAGCAGUAAUUUUUGUCUGUAAAGAUUGAAAGUGUAGCAGCUGUGUAUGUCUUUGUAAACUCAGUUAUUUUGCCUCUAUAUGUAUAACUGUGUAUUUUUAAGGGUUGUAGACUUUGUUUGGACUAUUAUGGUAUUUUAAACACCUGUGUUAAUUGGCUUAUAUCUUUGGUGCUGACCAGUGUUAUUGUAUGCUUGUAAUCUGCAUCAGAUUAAUACAUCAGUACAAAUACUGAUGGUAAAUGUUUAAUAAAUUCUCAGUGAGUUUUGGUGGUUCUAAGCUGGGUUUGGUUUUUUUUUUUUCUUUUCACUUAACAGGCUUUGUUUAGUGUGUGUCCUUUGCUUUUGUCUCAUUUUUGCAGGUAUGCUUGUUUGCACAAAAUGUACAAAUUUGUUUGAGGUUUUAUGGAAUGAUUAUGUGUAAAUAACAUGGAAACAUGUACACGGAACUGUGCAUGAUUGCCACAGAGCCACUUAGUUUCCUGUUUUGUAAAUUUAAAAAAACUAAUAGCCACAACCGCAAUACCAGAAGUAAAGUUUAACCUUAUGUAGUCCCAGGCCCUGAUGGUGGGUCCAGCCUACUUUCUUCUCUCUUGUAACUAGAUACCUUUACAAUUAGAUUCAAUAUAGUUACUGAGCAAUAUGGUGUAAUGUAAAUAACAUAAUAAUAAGCUUGUGGCUCAACAAUUGCAAGUGUAUUUUUACACUUGCCCAUAUACUUGAUCCUAUAACAGGGAUUUAUUCUGCGCUCAUUUGGGGGAAAUGAGUGCAGAAUAUCUUCCCAACUGUAUCUUGAUUUUGGGUCAGGAUAACUGAGCUGAAGUGUGAACACUGCUUUGGAUAAAACCAUCUGUCAAAUGAGAUGAAAAGUUUAAAAAAAAACUGCGUAUUUUAUUCUUGAUAUCUACAUU